Neohortaea acidophila is the source of this 774-nucleotide messenger RNA. Its product is annotated as HAD-like domain-containing protein. Lineage: Eukaryota; Fungi; Ascomycota; Dothideomycetes; Mycosphaerellales; Teratosphaeriaceae. The coding region runs from base 1 to 774 and encodes 257 amino acids. Gene Ontology annotation, cellular component: plasma membrane. Gene Ontology annotation, molecular function: phosphoprotein phosphatase activity. The transcript has 2 exons. The record is from RefSeq and is a predicted model, not a curated record.
AUGAAGGACGCCGGUCCAUCGAUCCCUCUCUCCGCAACUGACGCUGCAAUCGUUGUAGAGGAAGAGCGACAAGCGCAUGAGCAAAGAGAGGCUGCGGAGUCGAAGCAGGACACCCUACCACCUCCGCCGCCCGUGCAAAAUGGCCAGGAGCAGCCUACCCAGGAUAUUGUUGCUGUGAACCAGGCCACCUCACUCGCUGCAUCCCCGGAACCGCCACAAAAGUUCUUACUGCCGCCACUUUCAGCCGAAUUGCGAGGGAGAAAGUGCUUAGUUCUGGAUCUCGAUGAGACGCUGGUCCACAGCAGCUUCAAGAUCUUUCACCAAGCGGACUUCACCCUGCCCAUCGAGAUCGAGGGUCAAUAUCACAAUGUCUACGUCAUCAAACGCCCCGGCGUCGAUGCCUUUCUCAAACGCGUGGGCGAGCUGUAUGAGAUUGUGGUCUUCACCGCUUCCGUCUCGAAGUACGGUGACCCGGUCCUGGAUCACUUAGACAUCCAUCACGUCGUCCAUCACCGCUUGUUCCGCGACAGCUGCUACAAUCACCAGGGCAACUACGUCAAGGACCUCAGCCAGAUUGGACGGGACUUGCGCGAGACCAUCAUCAUCGACAAUUCUCCGACGAGCUACAUCUUCCACCCGCAGCACGCGGUGCCAAUUAGCAGUUGGUUCAGCGACGCGCAUGACAACGAGCUGCUGGACCUCAUCCCUGUCCUUGAAGACUUGGCGGGCUCGCAGGUUGCAGAUGUCAGUUUGGUGCUGGACGUUGCAUUAUAA